Messenger RNA from Pestalotiopsis fici W106-1, 996 nucleotides. RefSeq lists its product as uncharacterized. NCBI's taxonomy places the organism in Eukaryota, Fungi, Ascomycota, Sordariomycetes, Amphisphaeriales, Sporocadaceae. The record is from RefSeq and is a predicted model, not a curated record. The transcript has a single exon. The coding region runs from base 1 to 996 and encodes 331 amino acids. Gene Ontology annotation, molecular function: carboxy-lyase activity; hydrolase activity. Gene Ontology annotation, biological process: secondary metabolic process. Gene Ontology annotation, cellular component: cytosol; cytoplasm.
AUGGAAUUUCCCACUAUUACUCUCGAGGAGCACUUUCUCUCAAAGAAUACAGAUGAUGGCCGGGCUCUACCAGCCUCAGCUUCCAAAACCUGGGAGCAGAUACGGGCUCACACGGGUUGGCUGAAUAAGCUCAAGGAUGUCAGCCCUAACGGCUCCCGAAUCAAGGCCAUGGACGCUGGCCGAGUGGGCAUGCAAGUGCUCUCCAACAGCUUUGGUGUCUCGUCCAGCAUCCCCAGUCUCGUGGCCGCCGCCAAUGACGAGCUUUCUGCUGCCACAGUCGCGCAACCACGCUUCAAGGGUUUCGCGUCUCUUCCCAUGAAACAUCCCUCAGAGGCAGUCAGAGAGCUUGAACGCUGCGUAAGCGAAUUGGGAUUUGUCGGGGCUCUCAUCGACAGUCAUCAGGACGACGGCCGCUAUUACGACGACCGUGAAGUCUGGCCUGUAUUCGCCAAGGCGGAGGAGCUAGACGUCCCCAUAUAUAUUCACCCAACCAUCCCGAUGGAGGGCGUUCAGUCGGCACUAUACGACGGCAAUUAUGAUAAUGACUUUGGACUCUUGCUAGGUAUUGCUGGCUGGGGAUGGCACUGCGACACGGCGCUCUCUAUCUUACGCAUGUACGGCGCGGGAUUGUUCAAUGCCUACCCGAAAUUAAAGGUUGUCAUUGGUCACAUGGGAGAGAUGCUACCAUUCAUGCUGGAUCGAAUCGAUGAGAAAGUGUCGCAAUUGGCGAUCGGUCAAAAGCAAAGCUUCAGAGAGGUCUGGGCUCAGAAUAUCUGGGUCACAACUAGCGGCAUGUUUACAUUGGCGCCAAUGGCAUGUCUCCUCCAGACCACAGCCCUCGACAGGAUAUUAUAUAGCGUCGACUAUCCAUACUCGACGACUGAACAGGGGCGCAACUUUUUGCAGCUGCUUGAACAGAGUGGCACAGUCACCAGGGAGCAUUUGGAAAUGAUUGCCUACAAGAAUGCAGCUGUGCUCCUAAAGUUAGAUGUGUAA